AUCGCCGUUUGAUGGUGGAGGCUGGAGAACCGCGGUGAAAAUGCUGCUCUUCUGCCCGGGCUGCGGGAACGGGCUGAUAGUGGAGGAGGGGCAGCGCUGCCACCGCUUCGCUUGCAACACGUGCCCUUACGUGCACAACAUCACCAGGAAGGUAACGAAUCGCAAGUAUCCAAAGCUGAAAGAAGUGGAUGACGUGCUAGGGGGAGCCGCUGCCUGGGAGAAUGUUGACUCCACUGCAGAGCCGUGCCCCAAAUGUGAACACCCUCGAGCCUACUUCAUGCAACUUCAGACUCGUUCUGCGGAUGAGCCUAUGACUACUUUCUACAAGUGUUGCAAUGCACAAUGUGGACAUCGCUGGCGGGACUAGGCCCACAUGCCCACUGUUCCCUGGUUGCUGUGUGACUCAGAGAUAGCUCCCAGUUGGGAAUGUAUAUUAUGUAACAUAUGGAAAUAAAUGGUGGAAAUCUUU
Vombatus ursinus (common wombat) is the source of this 469-nucleotide messenger RNA. Its product is annotated as DNA-directed RNA polymerase III subunit RPC10. Gene Ontology annotation, biological process: DNA-templated transcription; termination of RNA polymerase III transcription. Gene Ontology annotation, cellular component: RNA polymerase III complex. NCBI's taxonomy places the organism in Eukaryota, Metazoa, Chordata, Mammalia, Diprotodontia, Vombatidae. Gene Ontology annotation, molecular function: nucleic acid binding; zinc ion binding; DNA-directed RNA polymerase activity. Bases 41 to 367 code for a protein of 108 amino acids. The transcript has 3 exons. The record is from RefSeq and is a predicted model, not a curated record.